GGAUGGUCGUCGCUGGACUCUCAAAAGUCCACGAACCUAGCGCCCGCAGCCAUGUUGCACAUUCGUCCGGUUGAGCUCGUAUAACACAUCUAUUCACUCGUUUUCAACAUACGUCUGGCGUUACCGAACCUCUUUCGCCUGCGAGCUGCGUAAACAAGAGGCCAGCCCUGGUCGGGGGAGUUUGCGCAGGCUGGCCACAUGGCAUCGGCGUUGUUAGCUUGCGGGCGGCAGCUCAGCUGCGCGCUGGGCGGGCUGUCGCUUGGCCACCAGGCCCUUGGGGCAAUUGGCGGAGCUUUUCGACGCCACGCCAGCUCGCACGCCGAGAACACGAACACGUUUUUAAGAGAGGCGCUUGUGAAGCUGGACUACCCGGAGAAGCUCCAGAACCUGCUGCUCACCCCCCGCCGCGAGAUGAGCGUGGAGCUGGUGGUGCAGAUGGACGACGGCCAGAUUGAGGUGUUCAACGCUUACCGCGUACAACACAACAACGCCCGCGGGCCCUACAAGGGCGGGCUGCGCUACCACCCGCAAGUGGACCUGGACGACGUGCGCAGCCUGGCCAGUCUUAUGACUUGGAAGACGGCUGUGAUGGACAUCCCCUACGGAGGCGCCAAGGGCGGCGUGACGGUGGACCCGCGCAAGCUGUCGGAGCGCGAGCUGGAGAAGAUGACGCGCAAACUGGUGGUGGCCAUCAAGGAGAUCAUCGGCACCUACGAGGACAUCCCCGCACCCGACAUGAACACGGACGCCAAAGUGAUGGCCUGGUUCUUCGACGAGUACUCCAAGUACAAGGGCUUCAGCCCAGGCGUGGUCACCGGCAAGCCCGUGUACCUUCACGGCUCUCUGGGUCGCGAGGCCGCUACGGGCCGCGGCACCACCUUUGCCAUCCGGGAGCUGCUCAAGGCGUUGCACAUGGGCAAGAUCGCGGACCAGAAGUACGUCAUCCAGGGCUUUGGCAACGUGGGCGCGUGGGCCGCGCAGCUGCUGUGGGAGGCGGGCGGCAAGGUGGUCGCCAUCAGUGACGUGGCGGGGGCGGUGCACAACGAGCAGGGUCUGGACAUUGGCGCGCUGCGCAAACACGUGGCGAGCGGCAAGCCCCUGGCCGAGUUCACAGGCGGCGCCGCCGUCCCCAAGCAGGACAUCCUGCUGCACCCGUGCGAUGUGCUCAUCCCGGCCGCCAUCGGCGGCGUGAUCGGGCCGGAGGAGGCGAAGAAGCUGCAGUGCAAGGUGGUUGUGGAGGCUGCCAACGGCCCCACCACACCCGAGGGCGACAUGGUGCUGCGGGACCGAGGCAUCACCGUGCUGCCGGACAUCUACACCAACGGCGGCGGUGUGACGGUGUCUUUCUUCGAGUGGGUCCAGAACCUGCAGAACUUCAAGUGGGAGGAGGACGACGUCAACAGGAAGCUGGAUCGCAAGAUGGCGGACGCCUUCGCGGCGCUGUGGGCGGUGCACAAGGAGAUGAACGUGCCGCUGCGCACCGCGGCCUUUGUGGUGGCCUUACAGCGCGUGACGCGCGCCGAGGUGCACCGCGGCUUCGACUGAGAGCGCUGCUAUUGCUGUUGCCGCUGCUGGGAAGCGGCUGGCGGAUUAGCUUGGGCUCGGUUGCUGCGCUGGUGUUUGGUCUGGUAGCUUCGGGGGUUGGGGAGAUGGGGCGCUGAAUACGGACAUGGUAUAUAGGAGCGCCUGGGGGCGGGGGAUGCCUAGGGCACGCGGAAGGAAGUCAAUGAAGACGGGAGAUCAGGGGCGGCUUAACAACAGCUUCUUCAGGGAUAACACAGUUGGCAACGGACCCAGGGCAUAUGGGUAUUCGGUGUGGUGUGGGUGACAUGAUGAUGGUGUUGAUAAUGUGGACUCGCAGAGCCAGGCGAUAGCUCAGUCAAAUCUAAUGGCUAUGCAUGCGAUGUGACAUCACUUCACAUGUAUAUAGUUCAUUUCAGCGCAAUGCUUGGAUCCCGAGGAUAGAAGCGGAUAUGGGGGCAAUCCGGGUGCUGCGGAAGGCCGUGUCAGUAAACGUAGCGUGGCGUGUCCCAUGCAACACUCGUCAAUGUCAUGGAGAUUUGGAUAAAUGACGAGCCGCAUAUGAGCUGGCAUUAUCGGGUACUCGCGUGUAACACAUACUGCAU
Messenger RNA from Chlamydomonas reinhardtii, 2126 nucleotides. RefSeq lists its product as uncharacterized. The transcript is spliced from 15 exons. Gene Ontology annotation, biological process: L-glutamate catabolic process. The record is from RefSeq and is a predicted model, not a curated record. Gene Ontology annotation, molecular function: L-glutamate dehydrogenase (NAD+) activity. Gene Ontology annotation, cellular component: mitochondrion. NCBI's taxonomy places the organism in Eukaryota, Viridiplantae, Chlorophyta, Chlorophyceae, Chlamydomonadales, Chlamydomonadaceae. The coding region runs from base 199 to 1545 and encodes 448 amino acids.